AGUAGUAACUUGACCACAUCUCCUCGCGCUCCUCGAAUUCCCACUCGCAAGGCAAAUCCAAGUUUUUCCUUUCCCCAAAACAAACGGAAACAAAACCCUAAUUAACAUCUUUAACUAUUUGAACUUUUUAUAAUCACCAAGCCCUAAACGACAAAAAAACCCUAAAAACAGAACAAGCCGAAGCCGCCGGCGCGACAUGAUGAUACAGAAGAUCCACCGCGGCAGAGGGAGGCCGCGGAAGAAUCCCCUGCCCGCCGCCCUCGGCAUCAACGUCACAAUCAGCAAAAAGCCUCGAUCCUCCAAAUUCGACGCGAUUUCCGCCGCUCCGAAAAUCAAUCCUCCGCCGCCGCCGCAGUGGCGCAACAAGAGGCCUAGGUCCCUUGCCGUCUCCCUCGACGGAGGAAGAACGGCGCCUCCUUCUUCUUCUGCUUCGCUCCCCGGAUCCGCCCGGCCGCCCGGCGAUCGGGUCGACUACGACGACGACGACGUUUUGGGGUCCCAGUGCCUGGCGGACUUUGAUAUUCCGGGGCCGAUUCCAGAUCUGAUCGAUUUGAUGAGCGACAUGAGAAUCUUUCAGGAUUUCUUUAAGGAUAUGGAGGAUCUUGAAUUCGGUUAAGGUUCUUGAUCGUUGGCUAGCUAAGCUAGCUGCUCUGUGUGUAUAUGUUUUAAUUAAGGUUUUGAAUUUUU
This is a messenger RNA of Linum trigynum, 687 nucleotides long. NCBI's taxonomy places the organism in Eukaryota, Viridiplantae, Streptophyta, Magnoliopsida, Malpighiales, Linaceae. The record is from the annotation of a GenBank genome assembly.